AUGAAUUUUAUUCGUAAAAGACUUGGACUGUUGCCCUAAACAACAGCUAUAAUGGAAAUAUACCAAUCAGAAUAAUCAAAUGAAGUUAUUUAUUUAUAUAGGAGAAUUUUAAAAUAAAUCUCAAUUACUUAUGAAAGAAGAUUAGAAAGAAUGCAAAAAUUAAAAGAAGCAUAAUGGAUAUUUAGAGAAUGUAAAGAUGAAAAGGAGUAAGAAUAAAUUAAAUACUUGAAGAAUUAAGGAUAUUUAGGUAUAAUUAUUUUUUAUUGUGCAUAAUAAUAGUAUUAAAGAUGUUAGAAUAGAAUUAAGUUUUGCCUUCCUUUUAUCCUAAUCCAUUAGAUUUAGUUGAACCUGAAGUUCAUAAUUAAUUUGGAAAAUAAUUAUAUAAUAGAGUUAAGUUUUGA
This is a messenger RNA of Paramecium pentaurelia, 401 nucleotides long. Lineage: Eukaryota; Ciliophora; Oligohymenophorea; Peniculida; Parameciidae. The record is from the annotation of a GenBank genome assembly.